Molecule: messenger RNA, 1005 nt
Organism: Emericellopsis cladophorae
Lineage: Eukaryota; Fungi; Ascomycota; Sordariomycetes; Hypocreales; Bionectriaceae
Exons: 4
Coding region: 1-1005 (334 amino acids)
Source: RefSeq, a predicted model, not a curated record
AUGACAUUGAAUGACAUGGCAAGGGUCAAUAUCGACGCUGCCACGAUCACACACGCGUAUCGUCUAAACAAGACCCAAGAGAAGAUCAUUGCCCUGCAGAAUGGGUGUAUCUGCUGCACUCCUCGCGGAGAUCUACUUGAUGAGAUCUUGGACCUAUGGAAGCUCCAGAAGUUUGACUACAUCGUCGUCGAAAGCAGUGGCAUCAAUGAGCCGGAGGAGGUCGCGGCUUCUUUCGACUCUCGCAAAAUCAAGCAGCUGGCGGGAACGUGUGAGGGAAUUACUGAAACGACUCUCGAGACUCUACAAGACAUCCAGCGCGCAGGUGGUUUCGAUCAGAUUGCGCGUCUUGACACCACCGUCACUGUCAUUGACGCCUCCAACAUCACCCGAGAAUUUCACACAGAUGAGCUUGUCUCGCAAAGACAGGACAAUGUUGAGCCCAGUGAUGAGCGUACUGUAUCUGAUUUGAUGAUCGAGCAAAUCGAGUUUGCAGACGUUAUUCUGCUGAACAAAAUCGAUACGUCCAAAGGUUACCAAGUGCAGAGCCUGGUCUAUACGAAGUAUCGGCGUUUCCGCCCCAAACGCCUUUUCAAGCUUCUCUAUGACAAUUUCAUCCUGCGGAUGGAAUACCCUGAUAACGAACAAGAGCAACAAAAAGAGGCAGAGAAUGACGGCAUGGACGUGGAAGACAAUGAGCAGCAGUCAGAUGAAGACCUUGUCAUGGAUGAGCCGGACUGGACCGAAGAUUUUAAGACACCACCACACGAAGCCAUCCUGGAAAAUAAGCGCAAGCACCCCAUCCUAGGUUCCCUAUAUCGCUCCAAAGGCGAAUUUCUCCUCGCCACUCGGCCAAACCAGGCUGGCGAAUGGUCCUCUGCAGGAUCGAUGCUUACCCUGGCCGGCAGACGACUAUGGUUCUGUACACUGGACCCAGAUCAGUAUCUCACGGGAGAUCCGCAGGUUGACAGGCUGGUAAAAUGGCGUAUUGUGAAAGGUAGACAAUGA